Molecule: messenger RNA, 1286 nt
Organism: Sorghum bicolor (sorghum)
Lineage: Eukaryota; Viridiplantae; Streptophyta; Magnoliopsida; Poales; Poaceae
Exons: 1
Coding region: 712-1071 (119 amino acids)
Source: RefSeq, a predicted model, not a curated record
GCAUUUGCCGUAAAAUUUAAUGUGACGGAGAAUUUUGAAAUUUUUUAGGAACUAAACAAGGGCCAAGGGUGAGCUUGGUCGUUGGCGCCUUGGCGGGCUUGGGCCAUAGAGCGUUGCUGAACUUGGGCAGUUGGCCGGCUUCGGCCAUAGGUGUUACUGGCCUGUCAGGAGAACCACUUUUCGCUUUUCGAUCACGCAGUACAGUCGGCACAGGCUGGCAAGCAGAAGACACAGCAUAUUCCAAUUUCCACCCCAGGUGAGGCGCGCAAGCCGCCAGGCCGACGUCGAUGCCACCACCGUCGCCGCCAUCCCCAUUCCGGUUCCGGCUAUCCUCUGCCCGCCGCGAGACGCACAGGUCCGUCCGGCUACUCAUGACGCGCCGGCGCUGAUGCCUCCCCAGUGCAGUGCCCACCACCACUAUCGGCUAUUGGCAUGUCGCAUGUGCACCGAUUGACCUUUGCGCGUCAGAUGCUUCGCCAUCAAGGAAUCGAUGACGCCGACUCGCCGAGAGCAUACCGAUCUCGUGCCCGUGCCUCCUAGAGCCGCUUUUCCUUCCUCGCAGUCGCAGAUCCACCAAAGUUCGCAGCAGCCCCCUCCGUCCUGCCGCCGACCCAACGACUGAAGCGGAGCUGCGGGAGGCGGGGAGAGACUGACGGUCAGGGUCGGGGGAGGGACAGAGGCAGGCAUUCUGAACCGGAUCCGUGGUGGCGGAUGGAGUGGGACGACGAGUGGGUGGCCCCGGACAAGCUGCAGCACGCCGUGGCGUGCCUCCUCAUCGCCCUGCUCGCCGCCGCGCUCGCCGGCCGCAGCGCGCGCCCCGGCCUCCGACGCCGCGCCGUGGCCGUCGGCUCCGCGGCCUCGCUCGCGGCCGGCGCCGCCAAGGAGGUCGCGGACGAGGCCGGGCUCUUCGGCUCCGCCGGCGCUUCGCCCAAGGACGCCGCCGCCGACCUCCUGGGCGUCGUGGCCGCCGCGCUCGCACUCGCCCUGCUCCGCCGCCGCCGCGGCCGCCGCGAGAGGAAGGAGCGAGAGGACGAGGACGCCCGCGAUGGCGCCGCCGUCUCCAUGGUCUGAGUGUGACGGCGAGGUCUGCGACGGCAACUGCUUCGAUCUGUCAAGCGUCUUGGCUACUGAUCUAAGCUCUGCCAAGAUUGAUGCAAACAGAAUUUCAUGUCUCUCCCUCCUUGAUCAGCACGUGUAAAUCCUUAUGAAGGAAAAUUUUGAGUGGGACAGUGGCAUAUAAUUUAAGCCGAUUUUCAGAUACAUAUAGAAUAUAUAUAAUCCAACUA